Messenger RNA from Cercospora beticola, 3771 nucleotides. RefSeq names its product Vsb1p (gene VSB1). NCBI's taxonomy places the organism in Eukaryota, Fungi, Ascomycota, Dothideomycetes, Mycosphaerellales, Mycosphaerellaceae. Gene Ontology annotation, cellular component: membrane. The record is from RefSeq and is a predicted model, not a curated record.
UCGGCUGCCAGUAGACGUUGCGCGUUCUUUUUGUGAUCCUUGAUCAUUGCAAGCUUUCGCAUCUCUUUCCGUCUGCCAGCUUGUGACUGCCCGUUCGCCAGCCAGUCGGAGCAAUGAGGAGCUGAGCGUGGAGGACCUCGCUGGACGUCUGUCUGUGCUUGUUGGCCCGCCCAGCGCCGGGCGAGGGAGGAGACUUUGUUGGCACUGGCACUGGCGUGAUCGUCUUACUUUUGCACGACAAUGUCCUCCUUCCGGCACUUCAAGCGGCGGAGGAUGUCUGCACUAUCAGGCGCCGGAGACGUGGACGACCUUGCAGCUGACGGCGCCUCCUCCGGUACCAGGCAUCGCGCAAGAGCACACUCUAUCACUUCUGCCUAUGGCAACAGCCUUCCCAGCAGAUCUCACAUUCAUAAUGUAAAUCACAGCAGCCAAUUACAAGAUGUCCAAUACUCCUCCUCUGGCGUUCGCGAGCAGACGGCAGAAUUGUCGUCGUCCUUCUUGGGCGACUCUGAAAUGGCAAAGCACUUCCAACAGCUGGAACCCAACAAGCAGCAGCUCUCCUCCGUGAAUGACCCCAUCGAAGAACAGAGCGAGCCAGUGACGCCGGACGAGCCAAGUGAGCACCGGGGAUCUGACUUUCCAGGCUUGUCGUCCUCUGGUAACGAUGCGUUGUUGAUAUACAAUGAGAACGGAACGAGGCCUUCUCAAGGCACGGGACUUCGCCGAUCAUCCACCCGUCAAUCACAAGCCAUUGAGGAUCAAGACGAUGCCGACACAUCAGCGAGAGUGCCUCUAUUGCCCCGCGAAAGGAUUUCCUCGUACCGGAAGCAGAGAUAUGGCACCACGCCGGAUGCUGAGGGUCAGCCAGUCGCCAGAGAAGGCGUCCGAGGGUUCUGGAACAGAUGGGUCCCACGUACUCCAUCUGUCAAUGCUGCCAAGCACAGCGUGAAGACCGUCGCAAACCCCAAGAGCUGGGAUGCUCGCAAGAUGUACCAGGCAGCGAUUGUGCAGCCCAUAAGCACUUUGCCUUCGGUUUUCCUGGGGCUGUUGCUUAAUUUAUUGGAUGCUCUUUCCUACGGAAUCAUCUUGUUCCCACUCGGCGAGGAAGUGUUCUCACAAAUGGGCGCCGACGGAGUGUCCAUGUUCUAUGUCAGCUGCAUUGUUUCGCAGCUGGUGUACUCUACAGGCAGCAUCUUUCGAGGAGGUGUCGGUUCUGAGAUGAUUGAGGUCGUUCCAUUCUUCCACAAGAUGACAUAUAUGAUUAUGGCCCGAAUGGGAACCGAAAAUCCGGAUGCCUUGAGAGCUACAGUCAUCACCUCAUACGCCAUGAGCUCUAUCUUGACAGGAAUCGUCUUCUUCGGUCUUGGAACCGCGCGACUGGGCAACCUCGUCUCAUUCUUCCCGCACUCCAUCUUGGUCGGUUGCAUAGGUGGCGUGGGCAUCUUCCUUUUCUUAACAGGCUUGGAAGUGUCUGUUCGACUAGACGGCAACUUAGAACCUACAAAAGAGGUGUUCGACAAGCUGAUUGCCCCAAUGAGUAUUGCUCAAUGGCUGCCACCUUUGGUGCUUGCGAUACUCCUUCUCGUCAUCAAGCGGUACUACGACAAGCCAUUCUUGGUACCGGCAUACUAUAUCGCCAUUGCCGCCAUCUUCUACAUCGUGACUAUCGCCGUACCGUCGCUCAACAUGGAGAAGUUGCGCGAAGCUGGAUGGGUGUUUGAAGGCCCAGCUGCUGACACGACCUUCUACAACUUUUACAGCUAUUACCAGUUCAGCAUCGUGGAUUGGAAGGCUGUCAUCAUGACAAUUCCUUCUCAGCUGGCCUUGUGCUUCUUUGGCAUCCUACAUGUGCCGAUCAACAUCCCGAAUCUGGCCAUGAAAAUGCAGGAAGACAACGUGAGCCUCAAUCGGGAGCUGAUCAUGCACGGAGUCUCCAACACGCUGUCAGGAUGCGUUGGCAGUAUCCAGAACUACUUGGUCUAUGUGAACAGCGUACUGUUCAUGGAUACUGGUGGCGACUCUCGACUCGCUGGCUAUAUGCUUGCCGCAGCAACGACCGUUCUUUGGAUGAUCGGACCUGUUGUCAUUGGUUACGUACCAGUGAUUGUCGUGGGGACACUUAUCUACUACCUAGGAAUAGACUUGGCGAAAGAAGCACUCUGGGACACGCGUGGAAGAUUGGCCAACCUGGAAUACUUGACGAUCUUCGUUAUCGCCGUUGUCAUGGGUAUCUAUGACUUCGUCGUGGGCGUUGCCAUCGGCAUCGGCUUGGCAUGCCUGGUCUAUGUCGUGCAGACGUCAAGAAAGUCUGUAAUCCGAGCAGAGUUCUCCGGCGAGAUUGCCGAGUCAACGGUGCGCCGUCAUGCCAGGCAACGGGCAUACCUUCAUCGCGUCGGACCUCAGAUUCGGGUUGUCAAGAUUGCAGGCUACCUGUUCUUCGGCAGUAUCGUGGACGUGGAGAAACGAGUCCGUGCAACUAUAGACGCGGAGACUUUUGCUCAGGCGCCCAUUCGAUACCUGGUAUUGGACUUCUCCCACGUUACCGGCAUUGACUUCUCAGCAGCAGAGGCCUUUGGACGCAUGCACCGCAUUCUUAGGCGAAGGGAUGUAGAAUUAGUCGUUGCUGGGGUCAACCUCACCGACGAUGUUGGACGCAAUCUGCAAAGAGAUGGCCUGUUUGAGGAGAGCGACGAGACCCCGCCACCGAAAGUGUUUGAGAACCUGAAUGGUGCUCUGGAGGCGUGCGAAAAUGCCCUUCUCAUCACACUGACGGAGAAGCAGUCGCAGAGCUUGAGAACAGGCGGAGACUCUCCUCCGAUGGCAAUUCCCGAACAGCACAAGCCAUCGCCAAUUUCUCAAUUAGACAGCAUUGUGGGCUCACCGCGUGCAUUUGCUCGACAUGCGGCCGCCGCGCAGACCAUCACAGAGGUGAACCAACCCGAGCAAAACAGGUGGCAGAGUCUCAAACAGCCUUUGCCGCUGAUCUUGCAAGCCUUCCAGGACUUGACAACCAAGACCGAGGACUUCUGGUUCCGAGCAGUUCCAUACUUCGCGAGGAGAGAAUUGACGAAAGGGCAGCUCCUAUACAGGAAAGGCGAUAAACCGGAUGGCUUCUACCUCCUCCAAUCUGGACUGCUUCGUGCGGACUACUCGCUCGAGCAAGGCAAUUACUACGAAUCGAUUGUGGCAGGCACGACGUGCGGAGAACUGCCAUUUUUCAGCGAGACCGAAAGAACAUGCAGCGUCUACGCCGAAACGGAUUGCAUUGCGUGGCUGUUGACCCCCGAGAAGUGGGAAGAGCUGCAGAAAAAGGAUAGUGAGGUGGCGCAGGAAUUGUUGAAGGUUGGUAUGAAGCUCAGUGCGGAGCGGAUGAAUGCUAUUACUAGUUAUGUGUUGAUUACGGCGAGUUGAGCGGAGAUUCUGUGAUAAUUAUUGAUACAACAUAUUGGAGACGAGAGGGAGCUCAAGCUCAGGCCAGGUUCGGUUGGAAAAAUGGCGGGAUAGUUGCUUGGAAAGUUGUGAUUCUCUCAGCGAGGCGUUGGCGGUUUCGCGGAACGCACGUGGCGACUGCACUGUUGCUUGGUGAUACUAUGGAACCGGCGGUAGGGGCUGUUUGGAAGCGGUUGUUGCGGUGCUGCAGCUCAAGCGGCUGUACCAUGCAUCGUGCUCGGAAUCGACAAUUGUGCAGUGCAGUAUGGUGACGUGUGGGGAUGGAAGUGGUAGAACUACAUAUCGUUAUCCUAGACCCAAUUUUUCCGGAGCAAACUCCAC